UUGGGAGACGACUCUUCCAAGCCCAUCGGUAUGAUAUGCGUCGGCGGAGUUCCUUUCCCUACCGGUUCCGAUGAUUCGUCUUCCUCUCAGGGAGAAGACAUCAUGAUGGCCUUAAUGAAUCAUCCCGCUUUGAUGGCUGCAUCUUUUUCAUUAAGUGCCACUCAGGAGAGAAAGCUUUCUCUUUCCAAUAGUUGUAAUUUGGUGGGAAUGAAACAAAUAAAAUGGGUCUAUAUUUUCCAAAGAGAAUAUGCUACUAUCAACCCUUCACUUGUUGAUGUGUGUUUAAUUAUUCUCUCUUUAUCUAGUACUAGUAACUCUACUUUGACAGAAUGGAUUAAACCGUUGAUCCCAUGUGCUCAUUUUUCAUUAUUAAAUAUCAUCUAAAAUCUACCUUUUAUAUUGUUUCAAAUAUUUUUGCUUGCAUGGCUCUUCUUGUUAUAGUAUUGCAUGACGUCCUUUUCUCAGUUUCAGACAAUUUUUUCUUUAAGUUAUUUAUAUGUCAAAUGUAACCAUGCAUUGCUGAAUAGAACUUCAUAUAAUAAUCAUUUUCGUAGCAUUUUAAUCCAUACACUAAUUCUCUGAUCUAGUCAUGCUGGAGUAAUGAUGAUGAGUCAUAUAGGGAUCUUAUUGUUCUCAAUCCUAUAAUUAUUUAGCGUAUACAUAUCAAGAACACCGAAAUAAAAGCAAGUAUAUUUAAGUAUUCCUGAAAUGCAACUGCUUUUAUGUUUUGGUCAAACUUUUAUGAACUUAAUUUAUGUUUACUCAUGUAUGUUUCAAAGUUUCAAUUCAGAUUCUUUAUUGUUCUCUUUCCUCACGGCCUAAUAUUUCCUCCCUGCCUAAUGUCUUCUUGUUGUCACGAAAAAGAUGGUUGGCACUGAUGAGGCGACGACCUGUGUAGGUCUUAUCAUACGAAAUCUUAAAAGCGGAAUGUAAGGAUCCUAAUCACUCUAGGUUGGAGUUUCAUGAAACUGUAUGACCUUGGUAGCAAAGAAGCUCCAAAAUGUUCAACUGUUCUAUUGUCAUUCACACACUACACUUUAGAACCACAGCUGCGUCUGCAUUUGUGGUUCUUAGGUCUGAACUCUGAAGUAAAUGCCUCCAACGAUGCUAUAUUUGUGUUUUGGAUGCAGGAUAUCUGUUGCCCAUAUUGAUUCUCCAGAUGUUGUUGAUAUCGGCCUAACCCAAAUGUUAUCCUCCAUUGUUGAUAAUGAUGAUGCCAUUUUGGAUGUACAUUUAAUUGGUGGCUUUAAUGAUGUCCCACAUGAAGUCAGGCAUAAAAAUUGUGUAUCACAUGAUAAUGAAAAGUGGGAGGGAUAUUCCUUCCCCCUUUGUUCAAAGAUAGUUGACACCAUGGGGAAGAGUACCAAUAUUUUCAACAUUAAAACGCUGCAUGUUCUUGAUCAUAACACCACAAGGGAUUCAAAAGGAAAUGCAUGCCCAAUCUUCAAUGGUUUCCUGGUGGAAACUGCCACCGGGUCAAUAUUUCCAGCAACCUUUGAUGGAACAACAAGAUGCCCAGAUGAACUCAUUAGGAGAAUCCGAGUGACUUCUUCAUUUGAGGACCUCAGUUGGAAGGGUAGAUUGCUGGAGACAUAUGACACGCUGUCGGACCGAUUCAUUAUUGCUCCUUGCACAUGGUAAACCUCCACCUUGAAUUAAUGGUCAGCCCAUCAAAAACAGAUUGCUCUAGGUCUGCAAAAUCUAUGUGAUCCAGAAAUCCUUCGUAUCUGUUCCACCUCACCUUCUGCUGAACCUCCUCAUUUUGUGGAUGAUCUAAGAAGGCAAUGGGAGUAUUUAAUCAAACACCCAGAUUGGCGAGAAACGUUUCCUGGUAAACAUCCCAGAAUAUUUGUGAGAACAGCUAAUGGGGGUUGGGAUAGGCUCCUCUUGGACUAAAAUAUUGCAUCCAGGCUGUGAAGUAUGCACGUCCAGGCUGCGAAAUAUGCAAGCAUCCAUUUCAUGCCAUUGUAGAAUCAGAUUAUUGCCCAAUACUGGCGUAAAUUCCCCCCAAUCUAAUAUUACCGCUUCAAUUGCCAUGGUCCAUGGAAGGUGAACAUAAUGUCAUAAGACUCAUAACAAUGUUAAGGACAAUAGUAAUAACAUCUAAAUCAUAAUGGUGAAAAAUAUGAAUCUUCUAGUUGGUAUCCCCUUUCUUAUUGUAGAUAGAAAGAUAGAUAAUCUACAGCCAUCCCAUGCCCAUAUGAAUACAAGAUUAUACAGUAUAUUUGGUCAUGGAGAUUGCUUCCAGAAUUUUGAGCAAAAUGUAUUGUACACCCUAGUGCAGUUUUUCAGUUCGGGUCUUUUUGUGAUUCUUGUAAUUGCUCUUUUUACAUAUGAAGAAUGCUUUUUUGGUUGUGCUGCAUAUUUAACCGUGGUCACAUGUUUAAUCAGUUUCAUUCUAUAUAAGAAACACUCAUUGUGAUUUGUGCAUAA
Messenger RNA from Cuscuta epithymum, 2433 nucleotides. The record is from the annotation of a GenBank genome assembly. NCBI's taxonomy places the organism in Eukaryota, Viridiplantae, Streptophyta, Magnoliopsida, Solanales, Convolvulaceae.